UUCGCUCUUAGGCUAAUGCUAGCUUACGCGCUAGCAACUGUCGCGGCGCAACGGCGACUUUUUCCUACUUUAUUUACUUAUUUUCGUAUCUAAGGUGUUUCAGAUGUGUCUUGUUUCUCUAAUGACUAACGCAACAUUCAUGUGAAUCAGCCUCAGGCGGGCUAAAAAUACACACUCACCUCACUGGUUGAGCUGCUGGAGCUAAUGUUAGCUAACAUCGGCAGUUGCCAAGUUCUGUAACAUUAGCUUGCCAGUUGCAGUCUGUGAGAGCAGUUACAGCGGAAAAAUGGCCGAGGCAGUCGCAAAUGUGGCCCGCAGGAUUAAUGCAACUGUAGAGGAGGGCAAAGAUAGUUUGGACCUGUCAAACUGCAAGCUCAUUUCUUUCCCAGAAGGCGUGUUCAAGGUCCUGAGGAGCGUCUCAGGAAACAUUCAGUUUAUCACACUGGCUGACAAUGAGAUGAAGGCCAUUUCUAGCAAGUUCUUUUCGACUUUCACUCAGCUCAGAGAACUGGACCUGCGGGGAAAUGUUCUCACCAAACUGCCCGACGCUGUGGGAGAAAUGGAGCAUCUGACCAGCAUCAAUCUGGCUAAUAACAGCUUCUCGGACUUCCCUGAUAAGCUUACUGAAAUAGCCUCGCUGGAGAGGAUUGACCUGGAGGGAAACAGCAUCACCGAAAUACCGUUGGAGAAGUUGUCUGCCAUGCCAGCGCUGAAGUGGCUCAAUGUGAAAUCAAACCCUUUGGACUCAAACACUCAGGCAGCUCUUCAAUCUCCCCACAAGUUUGAGAUUUUGUCAACAACAGGAUCCUAAAAUGUAUCAUAAAAUAUACAUUUCAUCACCUGUAGACUGCAUGAUGUGUGCCUUUAACUGCUUGGGUUGGAUGCUUUUGUGUGCCUGAGAGGUGAGAGAAAAAUACUUGAAGGUAUCACAAAGCUGUACAAGAAACAGGAACAUGAAGAUGUGUCGAGAUGACGUCUUCAUUUUCAGUCCUGCUGGAAAUCACACCCUGCGGCCUUUGGAUUUUAGACAUUUGGACAUGAAAUCAAUCAUUCUUGAUAUGCAAUUUGACAUGUUUUCGUCUCAGAUUGUAUAUUUAUAAGGGCUUAUUUAUUGAUCUUGGUGGUAUAAUUAAAUAUGCUGAGAAAA
Molecule: messenger RNA, 1147 nt
Organism: Amphiprion ocellaris (clown anemonefish)
Lineage: Eukaryota; Metazoa; Chordata; Actinopteri; Pomacentridae
Gene: lrrc20
Product: leucine rich repeat containing 20
Exons: 5
Coding region: 287-811 (174 amino acids)
Molecular function (GO): protein binding
Source: RefSeq, a predicted model, not a curated record